This is a messenger RNA of Acanthochromis polyacanthus (spiny chromis), 2491 nucleotides long. RefSeq names its product sulfotransferase family 2, cytosolic sulfotransferase 3 (gene sult2st3). Gene Ontology annotation, molecular function: sulfotransferase activity. Lineage: Eukaryota; Metazoa; Chordata; Actinopteri; Pomacentridae. The coding region runs from base 165 to 1025 and encodes 286 amino acids. Gene Ontology annotation, cellular component: cytoplasm. Gene Ontology annotation, biological process: sulfation. The record is from RefSeq and is a predicted model, not a curated record. The transcript has 6 exons.
CGAGGGAAAAAAAGCAGUCCAGCCCUGCCGACUAGAGUGACAAAUAAAAGGGAGCUCUGGGAAAAGGGGAUUGUAUUAACAGGAGGACAAACACCUCCAACAGAGAGAGGUAGGAGCACCGUGUGGCUUUCAGACUCAUCAGCUACCAGUUCCCUGGGAGAAUCAUGAUGUCCGGUUACAUCCGAUACCACGGCCUUCUCCUGCCGCCCGUCGCUCACACCAUGAAGAGCCUGGAGUUUGCCCAGAAUUUUGCUGUGCAGGACUCUGAUGUGUUUGCUGUGACUUACCCCAAGUCAGGUACUAUCUGGAUGCAGGAGAUCCUCCCACUGGUGCUGAAUGGAGGAGAUCUGACCCCAAUCCACACCAUUCCUAACUGGGACCGGGUCCCGUGGCUGGAGGAGAGCAGACUGGCGUCGGUCGUGGAUCAGCUGGUGUCUCCUCGAGCGCUGGUCUCACAUUUUCCCUACAACCUCAUGCCUCCUUCCUUCUCCACCUCCAAAGCCAAGGUGAUUUAUGUCAUGAGGAACCCGAAGGACCUCGUGGUGUCCUCUUACUACUUCCACCAGAUGGCCGAAUUCCUUGAGGAUCCAGGAACAUUUGAUGAGUUCGUGGACAAAUUCCUGGAGGGAAGAGUGCUGUUUGGAAAAUGGACGGACCACAUGAAGAGCUGGAUGAACGCGGAGCUGGGUGACAGAAUAAUGUACAUCACAUAUGAAGACAUGCUUCAGGACCUGCCUGCAGCUGUCAGGCGUAUUUCAAAUUUCUUGGGCCGCAAUCAUAGUGAAGAAGUCAUUCAGAAGAUAGCAGAGCAUUGUUCUUUCAAGGCCAUGAAGACCAACACAAUGUCCAACUUCAGCCUGGUCCCAAAGAUAUACAUGGACAACGACAAGUCUCAUUUCUUCAGAAAAGGCAUCGCAGGAGACUGGAAGAAUCAUUUCAACUCAGAGCAACUGGCCCGAUUCACAUCAGUAAUUCAGAAAGAGCUGGAGGGUGAAAGCUUCUCUCUGCCGUGGAACAUGGACUGAUGAAGAGCUGGAGCAACGUAAAACCCUGAUCUGAAAUGAUCCAUACAUUCAGUCAUUACUGGGCCAAAAUGUGCAUAAUUACUUUUAGUCUGGAUUGUAGGGAAAGAGUAUUUUAUUGACCUUGUUAAUGCGUCAUCUUCUAAAGGAUUCAAGUUCUCAGGACUGACCUGCACAUACAACCACCUGAAGCAUGAAUGAAACAUCUCUACAGAUGCAGAGUGGAUGAGAUAUUUUGUGUCCAGGAUGUAAAUGCUGCAUUGACAAAAGCUCAGCCUAGACAUCAGACACAUUUGUACAAUAUUUUUUUAAUCGGUAACAAAGAAAUGGUGCUGUAACACUUAUCAUUUAUAUCUCUCACAUCUGCUUAUUACACAUUUAUACACCGGCACCAGCUUUUCUGUUACUUAACAUGAUGAAAACAUGAUUUUGUGCAAAGUUUUAUAAAAAUCAUUCAAGUACAUGCUAAAUAUUGUCUUUAAAAUGUGUGAUAAGCAAUAACUGGACAACAAAUAUGGCAUUUUAUUUAAGACGACAAGCUGCAAGGAGCUACUUCAUAUUUACAGUUCAAUGCAGUGACAGAUUUUGUUGAUUUUAAAAUGAAAAUAAGUGAAUACAACCUCCGCAGUAAACGUGACUUUAGAAAUUGAGUAUUUACUUUACAUGAUAAUGCACAUUUAGAUUUAGCUCUACACUGUUGCCUCUUUGAGUAUGUGCAGAUUUCUGAAUCUUGCUGCAGUUCCAGCUCACCUACAACUCUGCUCAAAGUUCAGUCAAAAGUCAAUGAGUCAGUACAUGAUGACUUUUAUUACACAUCACAACUUGCUUUUUGUAGCAGCACAGCAUUUUUCUCUGACUUCUUUACUUUAGGAUUCUGUGUUGGAUUUUUGAGGUUUGAGGUCAUUUUUCUGUUGCAGAAAUCGUCCUCCUUCAUUGAGUCACUGGUUACAUCAAUAACAAUUCUUGGUGCCUUACGAUGUCAGUGAAAGUCUAACAUGUUCUUCAAUUAUUGUUUUCGUGUUUGCUGGAGGGACUUCAAAAACCAACAAAAUGUGUAAUAAAGCCAGUGAUGCCCAAACUUAUGCAUACAACUGAACACAGGAAAAGCUUAAUUAUCAAAUAUAGUGGUGACUGAUUUUUUUACAUCAUAAAAUGCAGGUAAUUUGUGUAUUUGUGGGGUCGAUUAGUGUUUUACAAAUCAAGAGGGAUUUUGCCUAAAAAAUGCCCUGAUGUGAUGUAGAGCAGUCGGCUGAGUAUUUAACGGCAGGAUUUUUUUUUUACUGCUUUAAUUCAAUAGUCUUCCAUUACAAUGUGCUAAACUCUCUAUUAUACAUGGUUUUAACUGCAUUUCACCUGACUGGAUGAUUAUUAUGAGGAUGGUCUGACUUUUGAUAAUUACUGCAUUUCUAUUGCUUGUUGCACACUUGCUAAUUAAAGCAUACACUAAAUAAAGAGUAGUAGGAACUGUU